Trichomonas vaginalis G3 is the source of this 526-nucleotide messenger RNA. RefSeq lists its product as uncharacterized. The record is from RefSeq and is a predicted model, not a curated record. Lineage: Eukaryota; Parabasalia; Trichomonadida; Trichomonadidae. The transcript has a single exon. The annotation marks the transcript as partial.
AUGCUUUCAAUAGAAAAAGAAAAUUCUAGAGUUGCUACAACUAAACCAUUAGAUGAACUUUUUACGAAUGUCGGUCAAAAGUUUGAGACAGAGACCGUAAAGCAUGAAGGCUAUCGUUUUGACUACCCGUUAAGAUGGUUAAGAGACCCAUCUGUCACAAAAGCUAUUGGCUUUCGUAGAAUGAAGUUCAUUUCAGAAGCCAUACAUGGUUUCCCAUUUACAGUCGGUUUUGAAGUUCGAUACUAUAACAAAGAAAAACGUAUGUAUGAGAAAUUUGAACAGGGAAAACUUUUACAAGUGAAUUUGCUUGUAAACUUAGAAACAACUCUUCAAGCUUUUCAAGAAAAAAUAAACGACAUCUAUAUCGAAUAUGCAAACCAGUAUAACAUUGACGAGGGAGAGUACCAUCUCGAUAUUAUAUAUGACAGGAAAAAUGCAACUGUUAAAAUCAAUAGAAUAGAAGACCUUGGAGAAAACGUUUAUAUUUCUACAAAAUAUAACAACUUGGCAUGGUAUAGAUUUCUGA